UAGGAAAAAGAGCACGUGAACAUGUGAAUUUUGAAGAGUGUGAUUUCUAGGAAGAAUUCUAAUUAAAAGAAUUUCACUUCGGUUUACUGUUUAGUUAUUCAUUUUCUCGCUUCUCUCAAGGUCCUAUUUUCCUCUGACUUCUCCAUCUCAUGAUGUCAGUAACAGUAAUAAGCCUUGAUGUAAGGAGUCUUUUCCAAAGCCAUGAUCGUCUUUUUUUGCUUGAUUUAAGGGAUUUCAAAGUGUAUGUUCCAAAAAUAUUCAUCCCGGCUUGUUCUAAAAUACAGUUCAUUUUAUGAUGAAGACGCGUUUCUCUAACAUUUGUAAUGCCACAAUGUUAGUGGAGCCUGCUUUUGGAAGUUCCCUUCGUCAUGAAAAGCCAGAUUUGCUGUUCACCAAGAGAAAGGAGACGUAAAGGAAGCAGAGGAGACAUUUGCUCUCAAGACAGUUAUACUAGGAUAGCUAAUAGGAUAAGGAGCACCUCCAAGUUGAAUUGUAAAGUUGCCAAAAGCUCUUCUGCAUGUAAAAUUCUUGCACCCCGAAAAAGAAAGUCUUGCAGGAAACUGAAGAAAAAACCCUCUAGGCUGAUCCAUCCUUACAACCUAGAAAAUAAGAGACCACAAAGAUGCCCUACUCCUCCGCCAAGACCUCCAGCAUAUUGUCGCAGACCAUCUAAACGACGAAGAUCCAAAACAUGCAAAAGGAAAUGCAGCCCCCGAAGAAGAUGUACGCCCUCAAAAUCUCCUUGUAAAAAGCGCAGUAGAUCUAAUUGCUGCUCUAAGGUAAAUUGCUGUUGUCCCAAGAAAGAUCCGUGUUGUCCUCGAAAAGAUUCUUGCUGUCCUAAAAAAGAUCCUUGUUGUCCCAAAAAAGAUCCUUGUUGUCCUCAAAAAGAUUGCUGCUGUCCCAAAAAAGAUCCUUGUUGUUCACAAAAAGAUUGCUGCUGUCCCAAAAAAGAUCCUUGUUGUCCGCUAAAAGAUUGCUGCUGCCCCAAAGAAGUACCUUGUUGCCCUCAAAAAGAUUCCUGCUGUCCCAAAAAAGAUCCUUGUUGUCCCAAAACAGAUUCCUGCUGCCCCAGAAAAGAUCCUUGUUGCCCUCAAAAAGUUCCUUGUCGUCAGAGAAAAGAAUCCUGCUCUUCUAGAUCUAGAGAGAGACAAAGAAGCUCUUGUUCGGAGCAAGCCAACCCUUGUAGGGAGCAAACAAGCUCUUGUAAAGUGCAAACAAGUUGCUGCAAAAUAAGAGCCAAGAGGUCUUGCUCACCUAAAGAGAAAAAACAAGACUGUUUCGAUUUUAGUCCGACCCAAGACUUUGGCUGUGACAAAAUGGAUGCAUGCCAGCCAAAUAAGGAUUUUUGCUGUGAUGGAAUGGAUGUAUUCCAGCCCAGGAAAGAUUUUUGCAAUCCUAGUCGCAAUAAUGAGUUUGCUGAAAUAAGUACAAAGAGGGGGAGGAGGAGGGUUAGAGACUUGGAAAAGCAGAUGAGGCCUCGAAGGCAAAAAGUAAUUAUCUGCCCCUGCCCGGAUCCAUGCAGUGUAAAUUCUGCAAAUCUAAUGCCCAUACUUUGCGAGAAAGACUCAUCGUACAAAAAGAAUAAAAAUCACUCUAAAAAUUCCAGGAAACUAUGGCGUAAACCUAAAAGAAUAGUCAUGAAGUCAGUCAAUUCUAAUACAUCUACUUGCGAAUGUCCCAUCAAACCCUCCGACGGGAAAACCUUUAAUAAACCGCCACCUCCUCCUCGACCGCCUCAUCUGCCUUGCCGUCCUAGUGGUGAUCCCCCUGCUUCCGUCUCCUAUGAAUCAACUCCUAAGAAUCAUGACUCCAGAAAAUGUGACUCAAAAGGGAAAGAGUCAUGUGUAAAACCCAAGUCCAGCCAAAAACAACUUAAACAGCUUGACUUUACUGCCGAACGAGAGUUUGAUCACAAUCUUGAGUCAUGUCCAAAACCCGAGAUCGGUCUGCCAUCAGAGGCCUCUCUGAAACCGGAGCAUUGUCCAAAAUAUCAACUUUCACCAAAGCCUGAGUCUUAUCUCAAACCCAAGUUGUGUGAGCGGAGUAUAGUACCAAAUGAUACCAAACAAGAAAAAACUGGUCCAAGGCCCAACUCGGAAGUCCUGAAGCUGUCCAAUAUUUCAAACUUUAUUCCGAAUGUAUCCCCCAGAGCACAGUUGAAGGUGGAUAUCCAAAUCCCUGGUAUGCGUCCAGAAGGGGGGGCCCAGUCAGAACUUGAGGCACCGGAUGAUGGUGCAAAACAAGUUGUAAAGUUUCAAUUAUGCCCGGAUUGUCAUAAUUUAUUACCUCCCUCGCCAUGUCUGGAUCGUUUUCCAAAAUCAGUCUUGGUCUCGAGGAAACCUAAAUCUAGCGCAUACGGUCUGGAUAUGAAAGUUCGAAAACGUAAACAAAAACCAGGAUCAAGAAAAUUUUUUGAGUUCUGCAAUUGUGUUUCGAACGCUGCAGAUCCCAGAAACUCUCACUCUUUCACGCAAACCAAAUGUAUCUCCCUCCCACAAUCUCAACGACUGUCGAAAUCUCCAUCGCCUAUACGAAAUCAACAGUCAAGCUUUCAAGAGCGAUUCGAGAAAGCAAUCAGACAGUACUCGGAAGGUAGCGUAAAUGGUUGUAUAAGCAAGAGUAGCACCAGAUUUGGCAGCUCAUCCACAUCUGCGUUAUCGUUGAAAAAUCCACGUCCACUAGGUGCUUUCAAAGUCGGGAAAACCUCUGUCAGCGUUCCUCAUAUGGGAUCUUCUCAACCUCAUUUCCAGUUACACACCAAGGCAUCUCCGCUGGGUCAGAAAAAACAACAACUGUGUUGCCAGGCACAGAAUUGCCCACCAGUCACUGCAUCAAAUCAAGAAGGAGUUUACUCAAAAUGUUUGCUGAGAACUGAGCCAAUUGUUUAUUGCGCGUGCAACAGUGGAUCUUCUUUCCUCAACAAAAGAGUCAGUCAAGGGAAUCAGGGCUCAUGUAGACCUACUGAAAUUGCUCAGAAAGAUGGUGAAGGAGACAAACAACAUGAUGUUCCCACAUCCAGAAGAUCUCUAUUCGGGUCCUUCAGUGGCUCGCCAUCAAAGGAGAUUGCAAAACUCAAAGAGGAAAACAGAAUUACGCUUCCGAUCCAGCCUUGCCUUGGCCUUGAAGCUAACAGUAACGAAAUUCAUUCAAAGAAAAGCAAACCUGCUUGUUUUUCAUACAUGGUUCAGUGCUUGAUGCCUAUGUGUACGUUCCCUGAUAAUGAAGCCAACAAAUCUACAGACCUUCCCUCCAAACCAAGUCUGCGAUCUCGUGGAAAAGAAUGCGAAACUGUCAGAUCAACGCAAAUUAAAGAUUCAAAAGCUCAUAGAUUGAAUGCUCUCAACAUUAGCUUACCUAAGCAUUCAAAUGUGAAAAUAAGUAUUCAGGUUCUACCUGUCAAAGCAUUUUCAAACUCAAAUCUUGUUCGCAGUGUGGAAAAAAAUUCUAAAGAAAAUGCAUCGGGAAAGUCAAAUGAUUGUACACAUGAGUUGAAAACAUCCUCACAAGCAUGCAACCACAGCAUAAAAGCAGAAUCAAAUUGUAAGAAGUCAAACUAUUUUACAUCAAGUGGCAACGAAAGGAUUCCUCAUUUGCACGGUGAAAAUGAAGCAAUUUUUCAUGAAAAGCCUGUGCUUUUAAGUGUAAGACCUCGCAAAUCUUGCAGUUCAUGUAAUUUGAACGAAACGUCAUCUAGUGUAAAUUUAAAACUCGAAAAAAACCUUGGAUCUCUCAUCAAUGAUCUUAAAGAAAAAUCUGACAAAGAAAAUUGCAGUAACCAAGUUAGAACUCCUUGUAGCAAAAGGAGUGGAUCUGACAGUCCAAUAAAAAGAGAUGCUCUAAAGAGAAGUGACAAACUCCUAACUAAUGUUGCUGCAAAAUCCAAAAUAAUAAGCAAAUCUAAAGAUGUUCCGCCUCCUAUUCCACCACCACCAGUUUUUCAAAAAACAACGAAGAACAAGGAAACAGGCACCUCUCCAGAGAAGAAGCAACAUUCAACUACCAAAACCAAAAAAAGCACUGAGUCACAGUGGUUCAAAUCAAAGAAAAAUGUUCGAAACUCAAACCAAAUUUUAGCAGUUAGUGAAGACCACAACAGCCUUGCCAAUUCAGUUGGUAUGAAAAAAGCAGGUAAGACGUCCUCAGAGCCAGCAAAACUGCAUGGUACAAGUGAUGUCGUUUGCCAAACAACUUUCAGCUAUUUUCAAAUUCAGGGAGAUCGAUCCGAAGAUUUCUUACGGUGCAAUCAAUCCUGUGCUAUUUGCUGCAAAAGUACGUGUGACAAGAAGUGCAGUACAAAUUUCAAUCAUAUCGAGGACCUUUACUCUAGGCAUGCUGAUAGACAAGUUGCAUGGCAGAUCAAGCGACAAGCUGAACAGCAGGCUAAAAAAGAGCAUGCACAACUAGCCCCUAGAAAGAACAGAGGCUGCGGUCAAGAAUAUGUCGGCGAAGAGAUUGAUAUUUUCUGUUGCAAUCAUUCUCAAUGUACACCCAGCCUCACAAAUAUGCUGCCGCUCACCAAAUCUGAAAGACAUCGUAAUAAUAAACGUAGGGCUGAGUCAACACUGAGUGCUCCGGAGGAAUUACGGAUACGUGAGAAAGGAGGGUCUGAAAUUCUUAACGAAGAUGAACUCUCAUGUGAGCUGAAUCCCAUUCGAAGCAAUACCAGUUCACCCUGUGUAUCAGCACCUGAAAGUGCGGAAUGUUUUUUUAAACAAAAAUUCAAUCGGUGCAUCGGAGCUUUAAAAACUCUAGCCCAUCCUCUUGGAACACAGCAAGGUUGACAAGAGCGGUACUCUUUCUUCUCCCUUUUUUUUGUUGUGUAUAAAAUGUUUUCGUCCUUGACCUCUGUAUCUUGACUAGGUAUUCAAAUCAAUAUUGUGCUCCAGUAACUAUAUAAUUUGUGUCAAAAUUAAUCAGGCCAAUGUCUGAGCAGAUUUUACAUUUGUAACCUUGUGUUUGGUUGUCCCUGGUUUUAAAAUCAGCGUUAUUUAUGAUUUGCAUCCAACUCAAUUUACUCGUGUCAUAAUUAAACUUCUCCCAGUGACCUCCCUCAGUUUAUUAUGUAAUCUGAUUUUUUAUUUACCUCUGACAGUCGCUGAGAUGCAAUGUGUAUUUUUAGUUCCAUUUCCAAAAAUAAUUUUAAUUUACUGAGCUUUUCUUUUCUUUUCCUUUUGAAGAUUCCUUCUUUAAAAUUAUCUCUGAGGCAUUACAAUUUUUACUUGUUAUAUUAAAUAACUUUCCGACUGGGGACAUCGAGAAUAAUUUUAAACUCACAAGAUGUUGCAUUAAUUUUUGUUUAACCACCUCACUCACUGUGUAGGGCACUGAAUAUGACAAUUACUUCUGCAAAAAUCAAUAAGACUAUGUUAGCUGUUUUAAUUUUUGAUUUUUUUUUUUUUUUAAAAAAAAUGCAUU
Bemisia tabaci is the source of this 5415-nucleotide messenger RNA. RefSeq lists its product as uncharacterized. NCBI's taxonomy places the organism in Eukaryota, Metazoa, Arthropoda, Insecta, Hemiptera, Aleyrodidae. The record is from RefSeq and is a predicted model, not a curated record.